Blepharisma stoltei is the source of this 777-nucleotide messenger RNA. The record is from the annotation of a GenBank genome assembly. NCBI's taxonomy places the organism in Eukaryota, Ciliophora, Heterotrichea, Heterotrichida, Blepharismidae.
AUGAUUUCAACCUGGUCAGAUCCAAGCGGCCCUGAAAUUUAUACACAAAUCAAGGUCAGGUUUACAAACGCAUUGGAAUUCUUAGAAAAGGCAUCAAAAGAAACAGGCAAAAAAGUCACUGUGACCCAUCUUGUGUGCAGAUCAGUCGGAGAAGCUGUAAAGUAUUUCCCUGAGCUCAAUGGAAAAUUGAUGUUUGGAAAUUUUGUCCCAUUUGAUACUAUUGAUGUGUCCUGUCUAGUUGCCCUUGAGGAAGGAAAAGACCUAGGAUUUAUCUGUUUCAAAGACAUUGAUCAUAAAGAUUUAGCCACCAUUUAUGAUGAAACCCAAAAGAAGGUUGGAUCAAUAAGAGGAAAAGAAGGAGAAGAACGAAAGAUUCAUGAAAAAGUCAGUGCUCCGUUUAAAUUGAUCCCGACUUGUGUAGGAGCAAUUAUAAUGGAAACAUUUUCAUGGCUUGGAGGAUCGAUUGGGCUAGAUUUACCGAUGUUUAACUUGAAAAGACACCCAUUUGGGUGUGCAACAGUUACUAAUGUGGGAACUUUUAAUGUUGAAACUAUUUAUGGACCGUUUCCACCUGUAGAAAGAAUUGCUAUGCUUGUGGUAAUUUCAAGCACAAGAGAUGAAGCUAUUGUUGUUGAUGGACAAAUCGUAGUUGAAAAAGUAUUAACAAUGACAGUUACCUUUGAUAAUAGGUUUAUUGAUGGACAUAGAGCUGCCAAGGCAGCCAGCAAAAUGAAAGAAGUACUUGAACGUCCUGGAGACUUCUUAAAAAUAAGCUAA